Lobosporangium transversale is the source of this 801-nucleotide messenger RNA. RefSeq names its product CTLH/CRA C-terminal to lish motif domain-domain-containing protein. The transcript is spliced from 5 exons. Gene Ontology annotation, molecular function: protein binding. Gene Ontology annotation, biological process: proteasome-mediated ubiquitin-dependent protein catabolic process. Gene Ontology annotation, cellular component: nucleus; cytoplasm. Lineage: Eukaryota; Fungi; Mortierellomycota; Mortierellomycetes; Mortierellales; Mortierellaceae. The coding region runs from base 1 to 801 and encodes 266 amino acids. The record is from RefSeq and is a predicted model, not a curated record.
AUGAACUCCCGAUCUGCGUCUCAUCAUCAUUCCUUACAGUCAAAUACACAGGCAUCAAACCAAGUUCCCGGAGCUGUAGGUGUCCAGAAACGGGUCUUUACCAAGGAAGAAUGGGAUGCUCGACUGGCGGAAAUCCAUGUUGAUCGUGAAGACUUGAACAAACUGAUCAUGAACUAUCUGAUCAUUGAAGGAUACAAAGAUGCGGCAGAGAAAUUUAGCCAGGAAAGUGGUGCUAAACCGCCUGUCAAUUUGGAGUCCAUCCAGGACCGCAUGAUUGUUCGAACAGCUAUUCAGCGUGGCAACAUUGAAGAGGCGAUCGAGCGAGUCAAUGAUCUUAAUCCGGAGAUUUUAGACACAAACCCGAAACUGUAUUUUCACUUACAACAGCAACGUCUGAUCGAACUUAUUCGUGAGGGGCGGGUCAUGGAAGCACUUGAGUUUGCUCAAGAGGAGCUAGCGCCACGUGGGGAAGAAAAUCCAGAGUUUUUGGCUGAGCUAGAGAAAACCAUGUCACUAUUGGCGUUCGAGCUGAAUGGACCCUCGCCUGUAAGCGACCUUCUCACACCUGCCCAGAGACAGAAGCUUGCUUCAGAGCUCAAUGCAGCAUUACUGCUCUCGCAGUCACAAGAGAAAGAUCCCAAGCUGCCUGCUCUGCUGAAGAUGUGCUGGUAUGCACAGCAACAGCUGGAUGAGAGGUACACAUAUCCAAAGAUCAAAGACAUUGCCAAAGCAGAGCUCGUGCUCGAACACCCUGCGACUAGUUCUGGAUCAUCUUCUUCAGGCGCAGUUGCUGGUGUAUAG